CUUGCAGCGGUCGCUAUGGAAAAGCUUGCAGACAUGUUUGCGGUCAUUGUUAUGAUGAUCAGCUGUGUGAUCACGAGACGGGACUGUGUCCAGAGGGCUGCGCGCCGGGCUGGACGGGGCCUUGGUGUCAACAGCCGUGCAUGUCUGGAACCUACGGUAUCGAUUGUGGGAGUCGGUGCCACCACUGUCUGGACAACGUGACGUGUCAUGUGGCCAGCGGUUUGUGUCCUUGGAGGUGUGAGCCGGGAUGGACAGGCCACAGGUGUAACAUAGAAUGUGAGCCGGGAUGGCACGGCUCAGACUGUGAGUUUACUUGUGGACAUUGUUUCAAGAACUCAGUGUGUGACAGGCAGAACGGGGUGUGUCCUUUUGGGUGUGACCCUGGCUUUGAUGGAUUAUUCUGUACCUCAGAAUGUAUGCCUGGGUACUGGGGUCCCAACUGCCAGUACAAGUGUGGUCACUGUCUCAGUCGUGCAUGUCACACGGUCACCGGGUACUGUAGCAACCGGUCUUGCAGGGCAGGUUGGUCGGGCCCUAGGUGUGAUGUUAUGUGUAGGUCUGGAACAUAUGGCCUGAACUGUGCCAUGUUAUGUAGGCACUGCCAGUCGCCAUGUGACGCCAGAGACGGAUCGUGUCCAACUCAGUGCCUUCCAGGAUACACGGGACGGACUUGUGUUGAAU
Messenger RNA from Candidula unifasciata, 681 nucleotides. The record is from the annotation of a GenBank genome assembly. NCBI's taxonomy places the organism in Eukaryota, Metazoa, Mollusca, Gastropoda, Stylommatophora, Geomitridae.